Lotus japonicus is the source of this 1683-nucleotide messenger RNA. Its product is annotated as protein STRICTOSIDINE SYNTHASE-LIKE 3-like. Gene Ontology annotation, molecular function: strictosidine synthase activity. NCBI's taxonomy places the organism in Eukaryota, Viridiplantae, Streptophyta, Magnoliopsida, Fabales, Fabaceae. Gene Ontology annotation, biological process: biosynthetic process. The record is from RefSeq and is a predicted model, not a curated record. The transcript has 4 exons. Bases 213 to 1397 code for a protein of 394 amino acids.
AAGUUGAAUAUAAUGCAACGAAACAAAUCAAACGACCGCACGUUCAGUCUUCCUCUUGUAACAAAAAAAAAACAAAGACCACAAAUUCUGACAUUCUUCAUUACUAUAAUAACUACCACAACAACAACGAGCCUAACUGGUAAGUGGUAACUACUUUCAGCUUACCUUAUAUUUCGACCUCAACAACAUUAUUCACUUCACUUCCGUGUUUGAUGAUGACUCUGGCUCGAGGCUUCGCCAUUGUCUUCCUCUUGUUCGCUCUAUACUGUGGUCUGGACCCUUUUCAGCACAGUCCCAUUGCCAGCUUCCCUGAUUUUGAGGCCAAGAAGGUUGUCAUGCCGCCAUGGUCUGAGGUUCCAACAAACCAGGACAAGGAGAAUUUGUUGCAGAAUUCGGAGGUUAAGUUUCUGAACCAAGUGCAGGGACCUGAGAGCAUUGCCUUCGACCCUCUUGGUCGUGGCCCUUAUACUGGUCUGGCUGAUGGAAGAAUUGUGUUCUGGAAUGGACAGUCUUGGGUUGACUUUGCUUACACCUCCCCUAACAGGUCAGAACUAUGUAAUCCUUUAGCAUCUGCGACACCAUUUAGUUAUAUGAGGACUGAGCAUAUCUGUGGAAGGCCUUUGGGACUCAGAUUUGACAAGAAAACAGGUGAUCUGUACAUUGCAGAUGCAUAUUUUGGGCUGCUGAAGGUAGGGCCUGAGGGUGGUUUAGCAACAUCUCUUGUAACUGAGGUUGAAGGGGUGCCACUGAGGUUUACUAACGAUGUUGACGUCGAUACAGAAGGGAAUGUUUAUUUUACAGAGAGCAGUGCUAUUUAUCAGAGAAGGAACUUCGUUCAGCUGGUACUUUCAGGGGACGACACUGGCAAGGUUGUGAAAUAUGAUCCUACCACUAAGGAAACCACUGUUCUUCUGAGGAACAUUCAAUUCCCAAAUGGCAUUUCCUUAAGCAAGGAUGGUUCCUUCUUUGUCUUCUGUGAAGGGCUUGUUGGCAGGCUACGUAAAUACUGGCUGAAAGGAGAGAAGGCUGGAACUUCAGAGAUCUUAGCCGUCAUACCUGGAGCUCCUGACAAUGUGAGAGUCAAUGAAAAUGGUGAUUUUUGGGUGGCUGUUCAUUGUAGAAGGAGCUCGUACGCAUACCUCGGCGGUCUCUAUCCAAAGAUAAGGAAAGCCAUACUCAAGCUUCCUAUAUCAACAAAGUAUCAAUACCUGCUUCAAAUAGGAGGGUGGCAACAUGCGGCGAUUGUCAAGUAUAGCCCUGAAGGUAAAGUCUUGCAGAUAUUGGAGGAUAGUCAGGGGAAAGUGGUUAGAGCUGUGAGUGAAGUGGAGGAGAAGGAUGGUAAACUUUGGAUAGGAAGUGUUCUCAUGCCUUUUAUUGCUGUUUAUAACUUGGAAUGAAGCAGAUUAGAUUCUUCUCCCACCAAGCUCUUUUGAAAUCACAGUUGAAGAAGUUGAUUGAUGCUUCAGCAUUGUCAGUGAUGGUCAUGGACAUUCAAUUUCCAGUUGAAACCCUGAGUUGAUUUUUGCUUCCACAUUGCCAUUGCUAAACGCUGGUGGUGCUCAUCAAUCAUCAUUUUUUUAGUUUUUACAUAGCAUUAAGAGUGAACACAAUAAGGUGUUGCUUGCUUGACGAAAAUACUUUUUAAUUUAAAUUGAUUUCUAAAGUAGUGAAAUUGUGAACAAA